Molecule: messenger RNA, 4011 nt
Organism: Liolophura sinensis
Lineage: Eukaryota; Metazoa; Mollusca; Polyplacophora; Chitonida; Chitonidae
Product: AP-1 complex subunit sigma-2
Exons: 6
Coding region: 135-608 (157 amino acids)
Biological process (GO): intracellular protein transport; vesicle-mediated transport
Cellular component (GO): AP-1 adaptor complex; membrane coat
Molecular function (GO): clathrin-cargo adaptor activity
Source: RefSeq, a predicted model, not a curated record
GGACUGCCCCGCAUCGCUGAUCUGGUCAUAGACUAUUGCGACUUUGUGCACAUUUAUUGAUGAAAUUUGUUGUAAAUCAAUAGCGGACGGCUGAAGGGAAGGCGUAGAGGUGUGGCACAAAGAAGUCCAUCAAUAUGAUGCAGUUCAUGCUGCUGUUCAGCCGUCAGGGCAAACUGCGGCUGCAGAAAUGGUACGUGGCGCACCAGGAUCGGACAAAGAAGAAGAUCACAAGAGAGCUUGUCACACUAGUUCUGGCCAGGAAGCCCAAGAUGUGCAGCUUUUUGGAAUGGAAGGAUUUAAAAAUAGUCUACAAACGAUAUGCCAGUCUGUAUUUUUGCUGUGCAAUAGAACCAGAAGAUAAUGAAUUGCUCACAUUAGAAGUUAUCCAUCGCUAUGUGGAACUCUUAGAUAAAUAUUUUGGAAGCGUUUGUGAGCUGGACAUCAUUUUUAACUUUGAAAAGGCCUACUUUAUGCUGGAUGAGUUGAUGUUGGGAGGAGAGGUUCAGGAAACAAGUAAAAAGAAUGUGCUUAAAGCCAUUGCUGCCCAAGAUUUAUUACAAGAGGACGAGGCUUUAGAAUCGGCACUGAAAGAAUAUGGCCUCACCUAAGCUUACUGCGAUGCCGGACUCCGACGAACCUAAAAGUAUUCUUGAAGAAAUGGGAAUAACAGCCUUCAGCUAAGCCAACCGGCUGCUUUCUUUGAUUCUCCAGUCACAUAACUUCAGCUACCAAGCUGGCCAAUGAAGGCAUUGACAUGAUUGUCAUGUGAUUUAUAUCCUAUUUGAAAUAGCCAAUCACCUUUUGAGAAAUGUCAAGUUGCUGCUGACCAAUCAAAGUGCAUGCACUUAACUUGUCUUCUUUAACUGAUGAAUGAACUUGUAUUCUAGCCAAUCAAAACUGUUGUAGUGCUUCCAAGCAAGACUAAAAGGCCUGAACUUUUUAUCUCUGAAUUAAAACGAAUGAUGGAUGACAAAAGAUUUAAUACUAUCUUGAUCUUUUCAAAGAAAAUGACUUCAGUAAUUUCUACUUUUGUUCCUAAUUGUCCCCUGCAUGUUUGUUGUUUUGUCUGGUCAUGACACACCCUUACAAAAAGUAAAUGUUAUACACCAGUCACACUUGACCUCACCACCUUCAAUACAUUUAAGCUGGGUUGGUCUGUCUCAUUAAUGUUGUGGUGAUGGAGAAAUGACGCAUCCUGUAGAUGUUGGUGAAAGUAUCACAGGUCAGUAAACUCUGUUUUUUGUUGGAUUUGAAUUCAUUGGUUGAGGCCAUCCACACAACAAGUGCAAGAAUUUGCUGUCAAAGCUGGGUCAACAUGUACUGGCUUUUCAACAGAAUUUUGCAUCUGUAGAAGGGCACAAAUUAGAUUAAAAUGUAAGGGUAUUUAAAGGGAAAUUGUUAUUAAAGAAAGCACUGAAUAACUUGAAAUUUAAUCUCAGAAAGAGCAUCAAAACUUAAAGUAAGAGAUGCGUUGCAUUCCUAAUUUUUGAGAAGAAAUUUUUUCUCAAAAAGCCAGAUUUUUGUAAAUUUGGAAUUACCAGUUCUCAUUAUCAAAACAAAAUUUGUUGGUUGUCCUAUCUGGAAGGAAUCUCAUUUUGUUUUUUUCUGUUUUUUUGUUUUUGGCAUUUGAAGUUAAAACAGGACAAUGUGUGUGUGCAUGAUUUUUGGAUUGAACAAUUCCUAGAUAUCUAAUAACCUCACAAAACACCAGAAAUACACUCUAGAAAAUAAGUUGUGCUGAAAAAGUAAACUUCUAAUCUCAGGAUAGCAACAAGUUCAUAGCUUAAACGUUGACAUUCCAAUCUUUCAUUUUAUUUACAACUUACAUGAUUAUAUAUUUGACUGUACUGGUUAUAACAAUUUUUCAUUUUGACCCCAGAUAUAAAAAGGUUGUUUUUUUUUUAAACAUGAUAUAUCCUCACAGGCUUCUUGGCGAAGGGCAUAAACUUUGUGUUAGGCGACACAAACAGUUUAACAUGGUGACAUGUUCCAUGUCCGUUUUCAACUGGUUAGUCAAAAGCUUGUCAAACACAAGAGCUUAAGAUCACCCUUCUCAUCAGGUCGUAAGUGCUUGUAUUUGCAGAAUAAUGCCCACGAAGGCUUAGCUGAAGUUAGAUUCCUGUCGUAACUUGUAGGCUGGGUCUGUCCAAAGUCAUACGGCCAUCAACAACUGGGACCAGUUGAGUUGAGUUGUGUUUUAAGCUCUUAGAUAUGCCAAGCUUUAGCAAAGUGGCUUUUCCAUAAGGAUGAGUGGCAUUGUACAAGUCUGAUUUUCUUAUUCAGGUAGGACAUUUUUGAACAUCUAUCAAAUUUUUAAGAAAAAAAUUAGAUUUUCAAAUUAUACAAGUUUUGAAAUACAUCUGGUGCAUUUUGUGAAACAGAUAGCCCAAAUUGUUCUUUUUUGUCUUAUUUUGAAGUUUUUAUGAAAGGUCAAUUUAAAAAUACACAUUUCAAUCAUGGUAAAGCAAAUAUUGUAAAGUUCUUAAAAUUAUGGUAAUAAGUAUAAUAGUACAUUGUGCUGGAUGGAGUGUCAACUUAAUGAAUUGUGUGGAGUUGUUUUUCAGAAGUAGUUCUGUUGAAGCUUUAAUUGUUAGAUCUCUAUGGUAACUACAAAUUGUGGCAGUCUCAUGGAAGUAUGUGGGUUGUUUUUUAUUAGUUGAGUCCAUCAAUAUUACAGAUAUGUAUUUUCCUGUCAUGAUUUCAUGCUGUAUUCCACUAUAUCUUUGUAUGCAAAUUUUGGAAACCUUAAUAUAUCAAUUGCAACACUUGGAGGUUUUUGUGACAUGUUAACUGUAAUUCUCCAACCUUUUCGCAUGUUGCAAGGUGUUUAUCCAAGCAUAUUCUGAAAACAUUGUUCUGUGUUGACGGACAAAAUUACACUUUUUGUAAAGUUCUCAAAUUGGCCAAUCCAACCAAUGUAGUUUUUUUCUACAAAAUCAGAUUAAAAAUGUUGAUAAAUUGCACUGAAAGUUGCUCUUUCAUAUGCGACAAGGUUGAGGAAUUAGGCUAUUUUCAGAUAUACUCAUUGAAUUACAGUUUAACUGAAAUCAUUUUACCUGUAGGUUUCUUUCUUUGACUUAUAUAGACAGAAGUACUGGUAUGACAGAUUACACUGGUUGCAGGUUUCGUCCAAGAGUUUUCAACAGUGGUUUACUCAACCAGCCUUUUUUUUUUUUUUUGUUAGUGUGAAUAAGUGCUUGUAUAAUCCUGCAUGAAGUUUGUGGAGACCACUUCUCACCAGUAUGCCACAUGUGGGAAAGUUCACCAGUAACUAGCCAGUAGUCCCUGGUUCCCUCCAGGCACUUCAUUCUCCAUCAUUUUAGUGAAAAAGUCAUGCGUAUGGCAUAAAAUAAUCAACCAAUCGUGACCAAAUCUGCAGCUAAAUUUUCUUCUAAAAGACCGACUUGUAUGUAAGUCCCAGUUGAGGGUUUGGGGUCUGAUCAUAGACCAGCAUAUAGAAAGGUACAGUUAAUAGUAAAAGUGAAGAAAUUGUUAUUUAGUUGUAAGAUACUUCGAUAACUGUUAUAUUUAUGGAACAAGAUAUUUGGACUUUUAUUUCUGAAAGGUGGGAACAAAGGGUUUCAGCUUGUUGGGAUUAUUGGCUAUGUUUAAAUUAGACCUAUUCCAUCAAUUAGAAUUUGGAACAACAAUUUUUCAAUGAACAACUUAUACACCAAGUGUAAUAUCAAGACAGCACUUUCGAAAUUUAAAUUACAAACUAAGCAUUAUGCUCUUUUAGAUUAUCUGGUCAGAAAGUGGGACGAGUGUUUGUCCAAAGGGACAUGACAGAGUCUUCAGGUAGAGGUGGAGGUUUAUUGUUGCAAUAGCCAGUAAUCCCUUUAGUUUUUCUUCCUUUUUUAGUCCUGCAGUUCCGUAAUUGUCAAGUCUUUCUGUCCGGGAUAAAGAUAAUCUGUAUGAAUGGUACAUGUGUAUUCUGUAUAUUGUUAUGGCUAUUGACACCAGUUGUGGCACACAUAGUUAUGAUUAAACUUUAUAACAUUUGAACACUAA